GCGGAUGCCAAUCAAGGCAUCAACUUCAAAUUGUAUGUGAAAGAUCAGCCCAGGACCUCGGGGCAGACACAUCAGUUGGAGCUCAAUUGUUGAUCAGAUCACAUCUGAGGGAUUUAGGAGCACGGAGGAGCCGAGAUUGGAGGGGGGGACAGAGCCAGCCUCCCGGUGUAGCUAGCGCUCAGUGAGCGAGCGGGCGGGCAGUGCGGGAGCAGCUCUCACACUUUGUUUGGCAGAGUUUGUCUCCCGGUACCGGGUCCCACAGUUCACUUCCUAUCGCCGGGCUGUUUGCAGAGUUUGUGUUGUUGUUGUUGUUGUGGUGCCGGCCAGUGGUUCUCUGCAGGAAGGAGGCUGCCGCUGACAGACAUGGCCUUCUCCCAGAUGGGCUACCCGCAGUACCUGAGCCCGGGCCAGGCUGCCGUCUAUGGAGGGGACCGGCCGGGGGUGCUGGCUGCGGCGGCUGCUGCUGCUGCGGCGGCUGCGGCUGCCGGAUCUGGGAGACCGACCGCGACCGAACUGGGCAGCAGCUCCAGCGCCGCCGUGACCUCAGUGCUGGGCAUGUAUGCCGGUCCGUACAGCACCCCCAACUACAGCGCCUUCCUGCCCUACACCACCGACCUCAGCCUCUUCUCUCAGAUGGUAAGUGCCCGAUCACCAUAACCACUGCAAGACACCGACUAUAGUACUCUGACAGAUAGAGGUAUUGUGUUUAAUGGCACUCUGUACCUUUAUUUAUUCUGUAGAAAAUAAAAAUGAGUGACACAAAUAUUAUUCUUUACAUUUGUGUUUUGGGUUGUUGUGUUUUUUUUGUUUUUUUUAAAUUGAUUUAAUUUUUUUUAAAAAGUGUUUAUUAUAGAUCACUUCUUUUAACUGUAAAUGCAGUGUGUACGAAUUUGGUGACCAAAAUCGUAAUUUUACAUUGAGCAUUCUGUACUAUAAAUAUAUAUUAUUUAUUUUGUUCAGAUGAGAUUCAAUAUGCUCAGGUCUCUAGAAUCUAACACCUAGUAUUUAUUCUUGUCUUUUUCUUGGUCGUGUCUUUUUUAUAGUGCUCAUCUCCCCUUUCAUUAACCCUUAAAAUACCGUUGCAAAUAAUUGCACGAUUGGGUGCAUUAUAUGGAUAUUAAUGGUUAGAAAGACAAAAGGGCACUGUCUCAUAUACAUUAAAAAAACAAACCUCUCUGAAUAUAUAUAGCAUAGGCGAGCUCUUUCCCCAGGGGAUAAGCAUGCAGUAACACGGAACUCAGCUUCUAUUAUAGUCUUUGCCUCUUAGUACAUAGGGAAACACUCUAAGAACUCAGCCUAACUGCACAAGAUUACAUUGAAUAGUUUGUUGCUGGGACUAAAUCACGGUUUACGUUUGUUUUUAAAGGUACAAUAAUAUUGCAACAAUGUACAGAAAAUCAUGAGUUACCAGUCGAUUACUUCCUGAGUUUUCUUUUCAAAGCUUUAAGGAAGUACUCAUAUUUCAUUUUUCAGAGAUCUAAAUACAUUCCUGCUACUAUUUCUCUGACAUAACACCAAUUACUCUUGCUUUGUUAAAAAGAAAGGAUCAUAACAUAGUAUGUUUAUUUAAAACCUUGCAAGAAACAAGUCUCUAUUCUUCAACACGCCUUUUAAAGCAAACACCUUAAAAUCCAGGACUUGCAGUUGUUGUAUUUCAGUUUGUUUUGCGAUCAACACAAUACGUUACAUCUAUACCUUUUUAUAAUGGCAUUAGCACAAGAUUAAAUGUCUUUAAUGUUUGGAUAGAGAAGUGUCAUCUCUUGAUGUUUUUAUUUACUUAGAAUUGAUUGGAAGUUAGACAUUAAAAAAAAUCGUAACCAUUAGCACAAAUCUAAUUGUGCUAUAUAAAUUCCAUUUAAAAGUUUAGUUCUGUUCACUAUUUGGUAUUCUGUCCUUAAAUAUCUUUUUUCACAGGGCUUUCAAAAUUAUAGAAAAAAAUGUUUGACCCAUAAAAUUGAUUUCUAUAGAAUAUAAUCUGAUUUUAUUUACAUUACAUAUGUAGAACGUAUGCAGUAAAAUAUUUAAAUCUGUGGGGGAAAAAUUAGAAUAUGAUAUAAUAAUAUAAUAAUUCUUCCUAUUUAAUCUAUUUCAUAUCGGUUCUUUUUAAAUCCAAAAAUCCAGCAAUUAUUGCUUUUUUUUUUUUCUCGCGGUUUUUCAUUUACAUAUAAUUCCGAUUUAGUAAAAUAAAUGCAAAUUAAUUGUUAUUUUAGGAAGCACUGACACCUCAGUACUGUAUAACACUAAUGGGACCCUAUUGAAGUUAAUGGAAAACAUUAUCUGUUUUUGUUUAAAAAAAAAAACAAAAAAAAAAACACCCUUGCGAUUUAUUAAAUUCCCACUUUACCUGAAAAGUUUUAUAGUAAUUAAAAAAAUAGAUUUAAAAAAAAAAUCACAUUAAAGAACUAGCAAGCACUAUUUAUUUAUUCAUUUUCUAUCGUGGAGUGCUGUGAUUUAUUAUAACUAGAUAAUUUAUUGUAGAAAUUCUUUAAAUAACUUAAUAAAUUAGGACCAACCUCAAAGAUGCUCUUAUGUAUAAUUCUAAAAAACAUUUUAAUUUUAUUUUUUUGUACCGUUCAUUUUUCCUCUCUUAUAUAAAAUGUUAAAUGACACUUGGUAAAUCUGAGAUGUUUAUUCUUUGACGUUUUUGGUUACUAUUUGUUAAGAUUCCAUAUACCAUUCACACAUAAGAAGAUGAUUGUUAGACGAGAUGUAUUUUUCAUUUUUCAUCCUUCUGGUUGUCUAUCUGCACAGGGAGGGUAUUUGGAAAUGAUAGGUCUCCGGGAGCUUCAUAUGUGUUAGAAAACUGCAGACCCUUAUUAACAGUUUCUAAGUAUUGUUUUAAAUAUGGUCAAGGUUACCAAAUCCCAAGAUAUCUGCUGAGGCUUUUUACUGAUGGUAGGGCAAAGCUUCUGGGAUUUGAGGGCAAACUUGUUUUGCCCAAAAGCUGUAUAAAUUUUAUUUUUCUCUUCGUUCUGCCUUAAGCCCCAAAUUGCUGGAUUUGUGGAAACAUAGUCAUACCUCUUUAGUUUGUGUUAGCUUAGUGUGUAUAUGUGUGUGAUAUAUACACACAGUACUUUUAUUUACUAAUGUAUAAGGACAAUUGGAACAGUGAUUGACCUCUUCCUCUCUCUUGGUGUGUUUCAGGGAUCGCAGUAUGAACUGAAGGAUAACCCUGGAGUCCAUCCUGCCACUUUUGCUGCCCAUGCUGCCCCAGGCUAUUACCCCUAUGGACAAUUCCAAUAUGGUGAUCCCGGGCGGCCCAAAAAUGCCACUAGGGAGAGCACUAGUACAUUGAAGGCCUGGCUGAAUGAGCACAGGAAGAACCCCUACCCCACAAAGGGGGAGAAGAUCAUGUUGGCCAUCAUCACCAAAAUGGACCUCACUCAGGUCUCCACCUGGUUUGCCAAUGCCAGGGAGGAGGCUCAAGAAGGAAAACAAGGUGACUGGGGUGCAAAAGGAGAAGAAGAUGGUAAUCUCUUUGGAAGUGAUAAUGAAGGGGACCAUGAGAAGAAUGGCAGAUGAUGAGGAGAUCGACCGGAGAGCAUAGACAUAAAAUUGAUGAUAAUGAGGGGAACAAGAGCAACGAGGAAGAGGGAGGACAAGCCAGAGCACUUGAGACAGAGCGAGGACAGCCUGAAAGAAAGCGAGGUGAUUCUCUUCAGCCUCUGAAGGACUCAAAUCAAAGGACUCUUUGUCACUGGGAAAAAGAAAACUCUGAAACUAGCAAUAGAAUUGAAGCCCUGGCGCGUAAAGGGAAUUUACAAGUGCCAACACACAGCAAACCAAAAAUAUGGUCUUUGGCAGAAACUGCCACAACCCCUGAUGGGGCCCUAAAGACUUCUCCUCCACCCCAAGUGAACCACACAUCUCCCCCAUCCAGCAUCCAGCAUUCUUCUAGCCAUGGACUAUACACAUGCCAGAUUGGCAAAUUCCAUAAUUGGACAAAGCCGAGCUUUUCUCACCUUCAGAGUUCCCUGAUAAAACAUGAGGUCCAUUAGGUGUAAAACCACCACCACCACGCAGCUCACCACAACCACCACCACCUCCAGGCCCACCCAGCAGUCUCCUCUGUUAACAGCCAACCUGGGGUCCUCAGCAGCAAAAAAAUCACAGAGAGGAGCAGUCCCAAGCACACAGGUGAUGAAUGAAACCAUAUUGCAA
Molecule: messenger RNA, 4161 nt
Organism: Pelobates cultripes (western spadefoot toad)
Lineage: Eukaryota; Metazoa; Chordata; Amphibia; Anura; Pelobatidae
Source: the annotation of a GenBank genome assembly